Molecule: messenger RNA, 1540 nt
Organism: Amblyraja radiata (thorny skate)
Lineage: Eukaryota; Metazoa; Chordata; Chondrichthyes; Rajiformes; Rajidae
Exons: 2
Coding region: 1-1125 (374 amino acids)
Source: RefSeq, a predicted model, not a curated record
AUGGCGGUUGCAAAGUGUUUUACGGAGAAAGAAGCUGCCAACAAGAUUGGAGAGCGUCUCUCAAAACAGAUCGAAACUGUGGAGUUGCUGGCCAGCAAACUGACCAGGAUUGGGAACAGAGCCCCGAAUAAAGCAGAUAUUGAUGUGAUCCAGCGGCUGGUCCAGAAAGCACACUGUGAAGCAAAGGAGGCCUAUGGCAUGGCUGAUGGCUAUCUGAGAGAGGUUCAAUCAGUCUGUGAGAACCUAAUGGAAGAGAAAGGAAGAAUGCAAGAAGAGAUGAAACGGAAGAAACAGGAACUGAGCGCUUUACAAGGACAGCUACCAACCAUUAGACAGGAGAAGGACAAGCAAGAACAUUACAUGCAUAGCUUAACAGAGUCACUGAGAGUGGCAGAGAAAGCAUUGGAGAGACAAAGGGAACAUGAGAAGUCUAUGGAAACUGGGCGGAAUGUGAGCAUGUGGAUAAUGCUUAUUCCCAUUAUUGGCACCAUAGCAGGAGGUAUAUCUGCCCUUGUUUGUGAAGCCAGCAGAGCUCAGGCAGAGGGCAAUUGUCGAUCGCUUGGUGAAGAAGUGCGGAGAGGAGAGAAGAAAGUUUCAAAAUGUUCAUCAGAUCUGCAAUCUUGUAUCUCACGCAUAGAGAAGAUGGGAAACGAGAUUCACCAGACUGAAAAAAGAAUACAAGCUGUGGACGAUCAACUGAACAGGCAGCAAGAGCGACUGGAAUAUUUCUUCGCUAUAGAUUGCCAGCUGAAACAUGGAACACUCAGUAUGAGUGAACUGCUCGGGAAAGUGGAAGUGCUGGAAUGGCGCAGUGAGAAAUUCCUGAAUCUGGAUGCUCUGAUCAUUGUUGUACAGGACGUAAUUGACCACAUAUUAAAGCUGCCUAACCUGCUAGAGGGGAAGAUUCUGCAUUUGGAGCCAAACACUGUUAACAUGCUGACAACCUUCAGUCAUCAGCUGCGGGCGAUUGAGUGGUCAGAUUCAGAUGUCAAUGAGCAGGAUAACUGUGAUGUGCCACAUGGUGUAAUGCCACAUGGCACUGUGUCACUUAAGGCAACUGAUGUAAUCUAUGUUUUCUUAUUCCUCUUACUCUCUCUGUGGCUCGUGAUGAAGUUUUAUUUUUAAUGUGUUGAGUCAUCCAGCACAGAAACAUGCCUUUCGGGUUAGGCCAACCACAGCCCACUCAUUUACAAUGACACUGCAUUAAUCUCAUAUAUUGUUCCUCCCACAUUUCCACAAAACACCGUGUCACUGCAGUGAUGUGAUCAAAGUUUUCUUAUUCAACUCUCUCUCUCUGACCUCGGGUCCCUAAUGCUAUGUUAUCUUCACAAGUCAUUGAGUCACCCAGCACCGAGUCUAGGCCAACCAUUUACAAUAAUCCUGAAUAAGACUAUUUUUUUAUUUUUCCCGCAUCCCCGCCACCUCCCCACAGAUUCUCCUACUCACACACUCUCACACUCCCACCCAACCCGGGUCUCUGGCACAUAUUAUAUAUUUUUACAACCACACAAAGAGAUGUUUAGGUUAAUACCAGCAUAAA